This is a messenger RNA of Neoarius graeffei (lesser salmon catfish), 2873 nucleotides long. RefSeq names its product adrenoceptor beta 1 (gene adrb1). Lineage: Eukaryota; Metazoa; Chordata; Actinopteri; Siluriformes; Ariidae. Gene Ontology annotation, molecular function: beta1-adrenergic receptor activity. The coding region runs from base 151 to 1308 and encodes 385 amino acids. Gene Ontology annotation, cellular component: membrane. Gene Ontology annotation, biological process: norepinephrine-epinephrine-mediated vasodilation involved in regulation of systemic arterial blood pressure; adenylate cyclase-activating adrenergic receptor signaling pathway; positive regulation of heart rate by epinephrine-norepinephrine. The transcript has a single exon. The record is from RefSeq and is a predicted model, not a curated record.
UUGCUGGGACCGGGACUGGCGGCAGGAGCGCGAUGGAGCGCGGCGCGUUUGGAGCCGCGGUGUGGCGGCGCGCCACCGAGGAGCCCAAGUUUGGAUAACUCACACUCGGGGGAAAAAAAAACAAGUUUCCUGACAGAGCCCAGACACACCAUGGGGGACGGGUUACCGUCCAUGAACUAUACCAACGACACCAAACAGGGGCGAGUGGAUCCUAACGGUCCGGACAGCGGUUUCUCGGAGCAGUGGGUCGCAGCUGUGGGGAUGGUCAUGGCUCUGAUUGUGAUCAUCACUGUAGUGGGGAAUAUAUUGGUCAUUGUGGCUAUAGCGCGGAACCAGAGGUUGCAGACGCUCACUAACGUGUUUAUUGUAUCCCUGGCGUGCGCCGAUCUGAUCAUGGGCUUGCUGGUGGUGCCGUUUGGCGCGACGCUGGAGCUCCGGGGCGCGUGGCUUUACGGCUCCUACUUCUGCGAGGUGUGGAUCUCGGUGGACGUCCUCUGCGUCACGGCCAGCAUCGAGACCCUCUGCGUGAUCGCCAUAGACAGGUACAUUGCAAUCACGUGGCCGUUUCGUUACCAAAGCCUUUUGACCAAGUCGAGAGCCAAAGGGGUCGUGUGUGCCGUGUGGGCUGUGUCGGCUCUCGUGUCGUUUCCGCCGAUUCUGCUCCACUGGUCGCGCGACAGGGACGAGACGGAGUGCUACGACGACCCGGAGUGCUGCGACUUCAUCACUAACCGGGCUUACGCCGUCGCCUCUUCGGUCAUCUCCUUCUACAUUCCUCUGGUGGUGAUGGUGUUCGUUUACGCCCGCGUGUACCGGGAAGCCAAGAAACAGCUUCGGAAAAUAGACAAGUGCGAAGGGAGGUUUUAUAACAACCACGGCGUCUCGGCGUGCAAGCUGAACCGAAAGCGGCCGUCCGGGAUUGUAGCCAUGAAGGAGCAGAAGGCGCUCAAGACGCUCGGGAUCAUCAUGGGGACUUUCACUCUCUGCUGGCUGCCCUUCUUCCUGGUCAACGUUGUGCGCGGAUUUUGCGCCGAGGCUGUGGACAAGCAGCUCUUCGUCUUUUUCAACUGGCUCGGUUACGCCAACUCGGCGUUCAACCCACUCAUCUACUGCCGCAGCCCGGACUUCAGGAGAGCUUUCCGCAGGCUGCUCAUGCCGUGCUGGCCGAGGCGCGCUGAUCACGGGCUCACCGUCAGCUCAUGCGCAGUGGAGAGCCGCGCGCUCGCACCGUGGACCGACUUCAACGGCACCCGGGACAGUAACUGCAGCCUGGAGCGCAGAGUGUCCCACACCGAGUCUCAGCUCUGACCCGGAUUUAUCCCUCCACACAAUAUAUAUAUAUAUAAAGUGAAAGGUAAGAUGAAUAAGACAGUAGUGAGACCAGCUGUGAUGUACGGAUUGGAGACAGGACCCUUAGAGACAGGAGGGAAAGGUGGAGGUGGCGGAGUUGAGGAUGUUAAGGUUUGCGGUUGGACAGGAUAAGGAACGAGCACAUCAGAGGGACAGCACAUGUGGAGAGCUUGGGAAUGAAGCUAAGAGAGAUGAGACUGAGAUGGUAUGGGCACAUCCUGAGAAGAGAUGCAGAGCAUGUGGGAAGGAGAAUGUUGAGGAUGGAGCUGCCAGGCACACGAAAACGAGGAAGGCCAAAGAGGAGAUGCAUGGAUGUGGUGAGAGAGGACAUGAAAGUGGCAGGUGUGGUAGAGAAGGAUGCAGAAGACAGGGAGCAAUGGAGAUGAAAGAUCCGGUGUGGCGACCCCUAAUCGGGAGCAGCCAAAAGAAGAAUAUAUAUAUAUAUAUAUAUAUAUAUAUAUAUAUAUAUAUAUAUAUAUAUAUAUAUAUAUAUAUAUAUAUAUAUAUGCUAUUUGUCAAAACCAGUGGGCCUCUUCGAACAACUCUACCUGCAGUGAGAACUGAAAGAACACAGAAACACUCAUUUUGUUUCCAGCAUCUAUACAGUACACCUCUACAGUGCUAAAUGUUAUGACACAUUUCCAUAAUCCACAGUUAUCAAGAGCUUUAGUCUGUAUAGAAGUGCAAAUGGGUACAAAUAGUUGAUUCCUAACUUAUGGAUCAUUAUUAGACAAUAAACAAAAACAUACAAAAUGUGCCAUACAGUUAGGCUACUUACAGCAACUAUACUUGCAGCAAUACCAAAAUAAAAUGCAAAACAUUCCCCAAAUCCUGACAUCUAGUUUAUAUGAGUCCAACUGGACACAAACACAACCAGUUAGUUCAUCCAUUGGUGUGUCAUUAUUAAACAGGAAAUGAUGAGCCAAGGGAUGUUUUUACCAUUUCCCCUACAUACAUGACUGUGAAAGAAGAAUUAAUUUUGCAUUUGUUUGUGAGCAUUGACACUGCAUGAACUUUUUUUUUCUCCAUUUUUAGAACCAUUUUUCAUUGAUCCAAUCCAUCAUAUGCCAUAUUGUACAUAGGAAUGUGUAACGUUUGGCUUUACAGCAUAACACAGAAAUGUGCAAAUUGUACGAAAUGAAAUUGUUUAUAUUAAACAGUCAUAUCAAACUGUACAGUAUUUAUUCAGUACCAUGUACAGCUGGUGGAGAGUUUUCAGCAUAUGAAAGGAGCUGUGAUUUAGUGCUUCGUGUUUGCACCUUAUAUACCGUCCAAUGUGAGCUGCUUCUUUUCUUGUUGAAUAUGAUAUUUAAUAUUUCAAUAUGACAGUCUACCUAAUACUAAAAUGGAGGCUCAGUGAUUUAUUUAUGUGGUCACUAUUAUGCAGGGUCCUGUUUCAUUCAGUAUAUUUUCCUGCCCAGGUCCAUAUAUUUAGAUUUGUUGUUAUUGUACAAGCGCCUCAUGUAAUGUAGAAGGUGGUCCACGUUUAUGAUUGUGCAAUAAAUUAUCCAGUUGUACAUGAA